This is a messenger RNA of Drosophila melanogaster (fruit fly), 863 nucleotides long. RefSeq lists its product as uncharacterized. Bases 140 to 487 code for a protein of 115 amino acids. The record is from RefSeq and is marked reviewed. The transcript has 3 exons. Gene Ontology annotation, cellular component: extracellular region. NCBI's taxonomy places the organism in Eukaryota, Metazoa, Arthropoda, Insecta, Diptera, Drosophilidae.
CGCACGGGCAGCGCUCAACAGCCAAGUCGGAUUUGGAUUUCGAGCAAUCGUGGUGUUGCCUCUUAGCUUAUCCCCCCGAAAGAAAAAAACCACCAUCACCUCCUCCUCCUCCUCCAGCUCCUCCGCUCAUUCGGCGACUAUGCGAGCCGGAGUCGCCUGUCUCCUGGUGCUCCUGGGCAUCUGUGGAGCCGCUCGGGCGGAUCUUACCUACCGCGGAAAUGCAGUGCAUCCAGACUAUCCUGGCCAGUGCUACUACGAGGAGCUCAACCAGGCCAUACCCAAGAAACAGUCCUACAAGCCCAUCAAUCGCGAGGGCUACUGCCAGUCCAUCUACUGCAGACCAGACUAUGUCCUCGAAAUUAGCUAUUGCGGUCGCCAUAAUUUGGUGCCCACGGAGAAGUGCAGGAUCGCCUCGGAUAUGCGACGCACCUUUCCGGAAUGCUGUCCCAAGCUGGUGUGCCAGGAGUCCGAGAGCAACUACAUCUAGCUUAGACUCCUGGCUGCUAAGUAUUAUUAUAGAAAAACAUACUUCCUAGUAUUGUACAUUUUUAUUUUGGCACAAUGUUUGUUAAAUAUUACUUGUAAGUUCAUUGCGUAUUUAUGUUGAUAGGUUUAUUGUUCUAUGUUUUUGAUAUUCUUGCCGGAAAUAUAUAUGUAUCUAUUCUAACAAAAACCCAAAGAAUGAAAUUCAUUGUAUAUAUUUUCAGCCAAAUGAUAAGUUCAUUGUAAUUCAAGUAGGUUCUCCACAAAAUUUGUUGCUUUAAAAUCAGCCUAGAAACGCACAAAAACACUGUGGAAAAGUAAAGUCAAUAUAAUAAAUAUAAAAUAGAAAUAAUUUAUAAUAAAUUUAAUGAUCUUGCUUU